This is a messenger RNA of Cataglyphis hispanica, 1907 nucleotides long. RefSeq names its product ras-related protein RabJ (gene RabX1). The record is from RefSeq and is a predicted model, not a curated record. The transcript has 3 exons. Gene Ontology annotation, molecular function: GTP binding; GTPase activity. The coding region runs from base 149 to 802 and encodes 217 amino acids. NCBI's taxonomy places the organism in Eukaryota, Metazoa, Arthropoda, Insecta, Hymenoptera, Formicidae.
AUCAACGUAACAACAAUAUCACGGAUUACACGACCAUAAGCGUGGGAAACGUCAAAACAGUCGCACUGUUAGUUUAAUCGUGCAGAGUACGUGAGAUUUUUCUGGUUCGACGGAUCCUUCAAUCCGAUUAUGUAGUGGUGCGUCGAACAUGAAGACGAUAGAGGGCAAAGUAGUAAUGCUAGGAUCGCAGGGUGUUGGCAAAACGAGUUUGAUCGGGCGUUACGUGGGAAACUUUGAGCACGCAAGUCCGACGAUAGGAGCAUCUUUUUUCAACUGCAAGCUCAAUUUGGGGGAUACGAAGAUAAAAUUGCACGUAUGGGAUACGGCUGGCCAGGAGAGAUUCCGCUCCAUGGCACCGAUGUAUUAUAGACACGCCAACGCGGCUAUGCUAGUGUUCGACCUCACGCAGUACAACAGCUUCGCCGCGAUCAAGGGUUGGGUAAAGGAGCUACAGCAGAACGUGGAGGAGACGAUGGUGCUGGCCGUGAUCGGUAACAAAUCCGACCUGCAUCAGCGACAAGUCGACGGUGAGGAGGGUCAGAAAUACGCCACGUCGAUUGGUGCUACGUAUCACGAGAUUUCAGUGUUGCAUAACGAAGGAGUGGAAACCGUGUUCCUAGCCAUUGCUAAGGGUCUACUGAGGGUGGCAUCGGACAAUACAGACAUCACCACUCUCAAGAUUUCCGAAUUGAAUAGCUUUUUUAACGGUGACGGUAUGCCACUCUCGCCCUCCAUCGAGGAGAGUCCGCAAAAUACCAGUAUUGCGCACGGCAUACUCGAGAAACCGUUUACCUGCUGCUAAAUUCGAGCUCAAGAGCGACGAUAGAGAUUAAGGAAAGAUUGUAGGCCUUGCUAAUGUUAGACGAGUCCGCGUUAAUGCACGACGAUUGUGCAUUGCGCCGACGACCAAAGAAUUUUUUAUGUUAUUUAAAUUAUGUUAUUCGCCGAUGCUCAUAAUUUUUCUUUUUCAACAGCAUUAAUUAAUUACGUUGACGAAUCACAAAUAAAAAUUUAAAAAAAAAAAAGUUUUAUGCCAUUUUCGAGACGCAAGAUGUACGCGCAAGGCAAACAACGAUCUGCUCUUCCACGCAGCUUCGCUCCUAAUACGAUUAGUUACAUCGCACAUGGCAACGUUUUCGUCGAUUUAUCGCGGGCGUGUUAAGUCGAUGAUAUCAAAAUAUUAUCAAACAAGAUUGUAAUUGUUGAAGUAAAGGAAGUUAUAAAAUUCGAUUUCUACAAAUAAAUAUCAAGAGAGGCAAAAGUGAUACGUAAACGAGAUCUCGUAGAAAUUUAACGAGAUACGUUAAUUCGUGUCAAAGAUUAAGGUCGUAAUGAGUUAUAAAUCAGGAAAUGUAGCAAGGUUGUAAGUUCAACUUGAUUAUAAUUUUUGCAAGCUGUAUGCAAUCUGAUUAGAUAAAUUUUGAUAUGCGCUAAUUCUAUUUCGUAAGAUAUGAUCAUCGAAAUGCGUGAGAAAUUAUGCAAAAUCGAUUAAUCGCAUAUGACGAUCGUAUAACUUGCCAUUAGAAAGCUAACCUUCGCAAAUUUCAGCUAAUUAUUAUUAUGCUUAACAUUACUUUUAUUACAUUACUUUAUUUACUAAUUUUAUACUAAAAGCAACAGUAUUUUGCAUCUAUGUGCAAAUUUAUUUAUAAAUGGAAUAGAAUAGAUUUAUUAUAAUAUUAAUAUUUUUUAGAAGACUGUAAACUUUAAUUUUUAAAUAUUUUUUCUUUUUUUCUAUGCAAAGACGAUGAAGUAUUUUCGAUACGUUUAGGGAAACUUUCAAUUUUUAUUUUCGCACACAUUGUGGUGCGUAUAUCCACGCGCCUCGUCGAUCACACACCUUAUAUAUAAAGUUUUUAUAUCCAAUGAAGAUAAAUAUGUUUGUAAUAAAAAAAAUGUAAACUGUA